UUCGGAUAAACAAAAUAUUGCGUCACUGUUAUUGUGCUAGUUGAGGAUCUAGCUGGGUGGGUGACAUUUCGCCACCAUUUCACCUACAUUCAAGGCCUUUAAAAUUGUGUUUCGAUUAACAUUCGCUACACAACAGCGCAAAUGUCGCUUCAAAAGGACACUUCAUCUGACGAGAGUUUGCAAGGUUCCUGGGUAGAGCUGCAUUUCAGCGGGUCUGGCUCCCAAGGUGCCAGUCAUCGAGGAAGCCAGGAACAAAUCCCCACGUCCAGCCAGGAGGGGGACGUGGAGAAAAUGCUCCUUGAAGCACAACACGAGUCAGGCAGGAGCAGCUCCAAAGGAAGCUCCCAGUGCAACAGCCCACUCAGAUCACAGACUCCCCUUCUUCUGUGGAGAGGCUCAGAGGGAAACAGCUCUCAGUCAGAUGAAGACUUCCAAGAAAGGAGACGUGAAGUAGAGAAUCUGAUUAAUAAAAAUGCUGACUGGAUAUGGGACUGGUCUAGUCGGCCUGAGAACAGUCCACCAAAGGAGUUCCUGCUGAAGUACCCCAAGCGCUCGACCUCGCUCAGCAUAAGGAACACCAGUGUCAUGAAGAAGGGCGGCAUUCUCUCAGCUGACUUUCUGAAGAUAUUCCUUCCCUCGUUAAUCAUUUCUCACAUUCUUGCUGUUGGCUUGGGGAUAUUUAUUGGGAAGCGCCUAACUUCCCGUAACACCUACUGAGCGAGGUGCCGGUACGUUUUGGGACACCGCAUUACAACCAGUUCGACAUGCCUUAAAAUGGGACCUUGUGAAGAUUAAGGGAGAUGUUGCCAUGUGACCUGUGAUUCUGACCUAUUGGCCCACACCAGCAUGAAGAGCUGAGGAUCUCUCAUUGCUGUGUUGUUGAAUGCAACAGCAACUAAUCUGCCGCUCCAUGCUGUAUUCCUUGUUAACGGAGAUGAUUGCUUUGCUGCUCACCGCUCCUUAAAUCUGCAUGUUAGGGAACCAAAACGUAUUAUAAUAUAUAUAUAUAUAUAUAUAUAUAUAUAUAUAUAUAUAUAAUGUAAAUUACUUUUUUGGAUUGAAUUAAAAUCAGAUUUGAUUUA
Molecule: messenger RNA, 1082 nt
Organism: Girardinichthys multiradiatus
Lineage: Eukaryota; Metazoa; Chordata; Actinopteri; Cyprinodontiformes; Goodeidae
Product: BCL2/adenovirus E1B 19 kDa protein-interacting protein 3-like
Exons: 6
Coding region: 142-717 (191 amino acids)
Biological process (GO): positive regulation of apoptotic process; mitochondrial outer membrane permeabilization
Cellular component (GO): nucleus; mitochondrial outer membrane; mitochondrial envelope
Source: RefSeq, a predicted model, not a curated record